Molecule: messenger RNA, 8058 nt
Organism: Phycodurus eques (leafy seadragon)
Lineage: Eukaryota; Metazoa; Chordata; Actinopteri; Syngnathiformes; Syngnathidae
Product: gastrula zinc finger protein XlCGF57.1-like
Exons: 6
Coding region: 5095-6903 (602 amino acids)
Cellular component (GO): nucleus
Source: RefSeq, a predicted model, not a curated record
CUGUUGCGCUAUUAAAGAUUAGUUACUGAGGUCUAAUCACUUACUCUCUUUUCUAUUUUUGUGUAAAACGUAGGGUGACGAGAGAUGGAGCUUUAAAACAAAUUGAAUAUCUUAUUGAGAAAAGGUCCAACUAAAAUAGACGAGUUUAGCUUUUACUAUCGAGCUGGAGCCCUCGAUCUCUCUUCUCUUUCCUUGCCUAUUCAUAACUCAUAACUUUAAGGUUUUAGAAACGGUUGAUCUGAUCAAUCAAAUAUUUCUUUUUCCAUUUCCAAUUUUCUUUUUAUUCUAUUUACACUUUGUAUUUUCACAUUUUGGAAUGUUUUCAGUCGAACUACGUUCCUACCCUCACCUAUGGUCACGAGCUGUGGGUCGUGACCGAAAGAACGAGAUCCAGGAUACAAGCCUGCCGAAAUGAGUUUCCUCCGCAGGGUGUCCGGGUUCUCCCUUAGAGAGAGGGUGAGAAGCUCGGUCAUCCGGGAGGAUCUCAGAGUAGAGCCGCUGCUCCUCCGCAUCGAGAGGAGCCAGAUGAGGUGGCUGGGGCAUCUGAUUCGGAUGCCUCCCGGACGCCUCCCCGGUGAGGUGUGCCGGUCACGUCCCACCGGGAAGAGACCACGGGGACGACCCAGGACACGCCGGAGAGACUACGUCUUUCGGCUGACCUGCUUUCAGACCGCAUCUCAGAGGGCCGUCUUGGAACAUUUUAUCUCAUUGAAAGUGAGUAGAUGUUUCUCACUCAGUUCCUUUUUGUGAAUUUUAUUAUUUUCAUGUUUUUAUCAUUUGUUCCUUUCUGUAAUUUUACUAUUUUAUUUGUAUCGAAGCUUUGCCCUUGCCAAAUUCUGUCGAUUAAAUUACCUUUUUUCCACGCAAAGAAAAAUGUCCCUUAGCUCAGUGUCGUCAAUAUUAGCAGGUUUAAUAACAUAUUAUCAACGCAGCCAUUAAUUAUUCUCUCUCCAUUUUUGAAAGGUGAUUUCGGCUAACAUAUUUAAAAGCUACAACAGGUGCUGGCUGUCGUAUCAAGACCGUCUAAUUAAACCUAGGUCGAAUACCAAGUGCUCCAGACUAGAUGGGAGAAGGCAGCCUUAAAGAAGUGUGGUUAGAAUUGAUUGAAUAUCUACUAAAGGUUACUCUAUUAAGUAAAGCCUAACUUGAGCGGGGCCGACGCUUCAUAUUUGGCUGUGAGAACCGAGGCGAUUCUCUCUCGACACCGGCUUAAGCAAGCUCCCGUCACCAGUUACGGUUCACUGUGUAAUACGCAGGAGCUUUAACCCUUUAAACGGACAGCUGGUCAGGACUCCCUUAGUUCUAAAGAACCGGGUCGGCUGGGCUAAGUGAGAUCUGGCGCAACACCCAAAACAAGACUACGUAAAUGUUUAACGUCGCAAAAACCACCAUGCGUAGCAGACUUGUGAGUCUGAACCACCACACAGACUUCGGUGAGUCUCUUUCAAAUAUGCUCGAAAGCGAAAUUCAAUUUCGCAUUACACUUCAGCAGGGGCAUGUAUGUACAAUCAGUUGAUUCGGCUACAGCAGUAGCCAUAGAUUCUGCUUUUCGCAGGUUUCCAGAAGCUUUCCUGCAACGUCCUUCGCAAAGUAGUUCUACUCCGCGAAGAGUUGUUGUGUCUGAGAGAGGCACUUUGAUAAGAGCUUCAGUGACAAGCGGCUUAGUUUUGUUGUCAACAAUCACUUCAUCACUGGCAGCAAGCAUGCAGCUGUUUAGUUUCUGAUUCAGUAAAAGGUCUCAUAUUCAUAGGAUCAGGGUACCAAUUUAAUACUUGUUGCGUUUGGCAGGCCAAACAAAAUACAGUACUUCUCGGUCCGUUCUGUUUGCAAUUGCCCGUUUUCAACACCCGCUGUGUGUUUUCCGGCUUUAAGAGAGCCAUUUUGAAGUUUGUAGCGAAUAGCGAUAUAGUCUCAUCUUGUUAGGUGCAUUUUUGGAUGUUUGGAUGACAGUGUGAGCAGCGAUUGACAGCAAGUCCACUUGGACAAACGUCAUCAUUUUAUUGAUCGCCACAAACACGAUAUUUCAAACUAAAAUAGUCGAGUCUGGCAGGCCGUAUCCAAUUUCAAACCGGCCACUAGUUAAAUAAGCCUGGUUUAUUAUUUUAGAUGCUGUUUGAGAAAACGACAAUGAAAUAUACUGGAGUGUCGAGGAAGUUGACACUGGAAUCCCCAGCAUGCCGAGCGGCAUUGUGUAAAUACUUGCUAAGAAUGACUUGUUUGUUGUUGAUGUUAAAUGUUAAUUAUUCCCGGUAGGAGUAGUAACUUAGGCGUGUUCUUCAGGCCCGUUAAUUUGAUCAUUGUUCACGAAUUGUUGGUUGAGUUAUUCAAGCACCGUGAGUUGCCGCUGCUGCUGCGCCUCUCUGCCUUUUAUGCUUGCCACCGCAAAGAGGCAACGGAAUAAAGCUCCGACCGAUAACGGACACUAAACACGACACAGCAAUCACUUCAAAUAUGCACGAACAAUCGUGGACAGACCAAUUCUGCAAAAUAUUACCUUAGUACAGACGUGUGUGUUGCUAUUGAUUCUGGAAGGAUUCAGCUGCUAGCUCGAUCCAGUGGAGAUCAUUUCCAUUGUUGCUUUUCAGUGUAGGAAAGGGAAUAAAGUUGCCGAGCGCCUUCCAGUCGCUCAGGAUAUCGGGCUUUACUAUUACACAUGCCGUGACUGCAAUGCUUCGCCAUUAUUUAUCCUGGAAAAAACGAUUAGGAGUGCCAAACUAGUUUUAGUUUUUGGGAUACAUUCACCCCAAUUUGAUCUCAAGUGGGCUAAUAAUAAGAUAUGAGCAACGGCAAUCCCCAAAUGUUCCCACUGUUUGGGUGCAAAUAAUUACAAGUACUACAUUUGGAAAAUAUUCACAUUUAUUAUUACCUCGUUGCAAAUCAUAUGAGCAAUGAGAAAUGUCUAAACAAAAUGAGUGCAAUUUGAACAAUACUAUAAAUUUGUGUUUUCAUUUAUGCGUGCAAUUUACAGAUCACAAUGGAUCGAUAAACGAUCUUUUUUAAAACAGCUUCCUUUCCCUUUGGGCUUGUCCCUUUAGGGGUCGUCACAGCGCGUCAUCCUUUUCCAUGGCAGCCUAUCUCCUGCAUCCUCCUCUCGAACACCAACUGCCCUCAUGUCUUCCCUCACGACAUCCAUCCACCUUCUCUUUGGCCUUCCUCGAGCUCUCUUGCCUGGCAGCUCCAUCCUCAUCAUCCUUCUACCAAUAUACUCACUCUCUCUCCUCUGGACGUGUCCAAACCAUCGAAGUCUGCUCUGUCUAACUUUGUCUCCAAAACAUCCAACCUUGGCUGUGCCUCCUGAUGAGCUCAUUUGUAAUUUUAUCCAAACUGGUCACUCCGAGAGCGAACCUCAACAUCUUCAUUUCCGCCACCUCCAGCUCUGCUUCCUGUUGUCUCUUCAGCGCCACUGUCUCUAAUCCGUACAUCAUGGCUGGCCUCACCACUGUCUUAUAAACUUUCCCCUUCAUCCUAGCAGAGACUCUUCUGUCACACGAUUCACCUGACACCUUCCUCCACCCGUUCCAACCUGCUUGGACCCGUUUCUUCACUUCCUGACCACACUCACCAUUGCUCUGGACGGUUGACCCCAAGUAUUUAAAGUCCUCCACCCUUGCUAUCGCUUCUCCCUGUAGCCUCAUUCUUCCCCCACCAGCCCUCUCAUUCAUGCACAUAUAUUCUGUUUUACUUCGGCUAAUCUUCAUUCCUCUUCUUUCCAGUGCAUGCCUCCAUCUUUCUAACUGUUCCUCCAGCUGCUCCCUGCUUUCACUGCAGAUCACAAUGUCAUCUGAUUUGCAUGAUUGCAUCUGAUUUGCAUGAUUUGCAUUAAUAAAUGCCUCAAAACCAAAAAAAAAAAGAGUGAAGACGAUAUUGAAACAGCUCCAAUGAUCUUUAUUGACUAUACAUCAAAACAGAGUACAUAAAACACAAUAAAACCAGUACAUGGUCUUCUUCUGAUGCUGCAGUAUUGCAGGGCAUUACUGUCAAACAUUUAUUCUCUCUUUGUUGUGUUUCCGCAUGUGUGCGGUUAAAGUCUUCUUCUGAGCAUAGUUUCCUCCACAAACUGAACAACUAAAAGGUUUUUCUCCUGUGUGUGUCCUCAUGUGUGAUACCAGAUUUUGCUUUUGAGCGAAUGUUGUGCCGCAAACCGAGCAACUAAAGGGUUUUUCUCCUGUGUGUAUUUUCAUGUGAGAUUCCACAUGUGACUUAUGAAGGAAUGUUUUAUCGCAAAAUAAGCAACUAAAUGUUUUUUCUCCUGUGUGUAUUCUCAUGUGUUUGACCAUGUUCGGCUUUUGAGAGAACAUUUUCCCACAAAUUGAACAAGAGAAGGGUUUUUCGCCUGUGUGUGUUCUCAUGUGUGAGUCAACAUGGGUCUUUCGAGAAUAUGUUUUACCACAAAUUGAGCAACAAAAGGGGUUUUCUCCAGUGUGCGAUCUCAUGUGUGCUAUCAUAGUUUCCUUAUGAGGGAAUGCUUUACCACAAGUUGAGCAACUGAAAGGUUUUUCACCUGUGUGUAUUCUUAUGUGUGAUUCCACAUGUUCCUUUCGAGAGAACUUUUUACCACAAAAUGGGCAACUAAAGGGUUUUUCCCCUGUGUGUGUUUUCGUGUGUCUAUUAGUAUUUGUUUUUUUAUCAGAACCUUGAAAACAAACUGAGUGGGUAAUUUUCUUUGUAUGCAUUUGUGAAGUUUCCUUGUUGCCAAGAGGUGCCUCCUUUUUAGAGCAUUUUGACUGUUUGUUGUAAUUUUCACAGUCUGCGUCGCUCUUUGAAGGUUCUUGUGCGUUUGCACCGUCUGAUAGUGGAGCUAAGAGGUUGUCUGGUAGUGCUCCGCCAGAGGGGUCUCCACUUGGACUGCGAUGAUGAAGCUGUGACCACUCAAGUGGUUCAUCUGCGUCCUCUUCACUCUUUACGCAAACAACAGUCAGUGGAAACUUGCUGACGUCAGCCUCCUCGUCCUCUUCUUUAACGUGUAUAUGCUGUGGAUCACCUUCUUCCUGUUUAACGUGGGGGGAAUGUGGAUCGUCCUCUUCCUCUUUAAUGUGGAAGUGCUGUGGAUUCUCUUGCUCAAAACUGGAUCUCCUCCUCUGCGACUGAAGGGUUAUGCAUCCAGCAGACGUUCGACUCCCAUUCCAGUACGCAGUGAAAACAAAAAAGGUUGUGCUUCGAGCAGAAGUACGGACUGGUCGCAAGGACAAUGACAACCACACAAGAUUCCAUUCACCGCCACCAAAGAAUAACAUCUCGAUGUGGACAAAACGUUGCUCGAUAUUAUGCGCAAGAACAAUGGCGUCGUACGAGGAGAACGAGCAGCAACGAAAACAACUGGAAGCUAUUGGCAAGAAUCACAUCGUGUUGUACAGCCAAGGGGUCGUCACAGCGCGUCAUCCUUUUCCAUACAUCCAGCAGCUGAUUGGUCGUGAGGAAGAUCUUCCCACUCACUCUCCAGGGGGGACCUCCAGUUCGGAGCAAGAUGAUCCACAGCACCCUUGGGUGAAAGAGGAAGAGGAGGAUCCACAGUUCAGAAUCCACGUUAAAGAGGAAGAGGAGGAGGCUGACAUCAGCAAGCUGCCACUGACUGAUGUUUCUGUGGAGAGUAAAGACUACGAAGAGGAACCACAUGAGUGGUCACUGCGCCAUCUUCACAGUCCAAGUGGAGACCAUUGUGGAGGACCACCACCAGACAACCUCUUAGCUCCACUGUCAGAUACUGACGACAUACAAGAACCUUUGAGGAACAAUGCAGACUGUGAAGGUGAUGACAAACAGUUGAAAUGCUCUGAAAAGGAGACAACUCUCUGCACCAAGGAAACUUUACAAACACGUCAAACAAAAAUUACACGCUCAGUUUGUGUUAGAAAACAUGUUAUUAGACACACAAGAACACACACAGGAGAAAAGCCCUUUUGUUGCUCAUUGUGUGAUAAAACAUUCUUUCAAAAGUCACACUUUGUAUCACACAUGAGAAGACACACUGGAGAAAAACCAUUUUGCUGCUCAACUUGUGGUAAAAGAUUCACGCUAAAGGAAAACAUGGUAUCACAUAUGAGAACACACACAGGAGAAAAACCGUUUUGUUGCUCAAUUUGUGGUAAAAGAUUUACUCUAAAGCCAAACAUGAUAUCACACAUGAGAACACACACAGGAGAAAAGCCCUUUCAAUGCACUUUGUGUGAUAAAACAUUCUCUCAUAAAUCACAUCUGGCACCACACAUGAGAAUACACAUGGGAGAAAAACCCUAUGGUUGCUCAACAUGUGGUAAAAAGUUCUCUCGAAAGCUAAACAUGGAAACACACAUGAGAACACACACAGGAGAAAAACCCUUUCAUUGCUCCAUUUGUGGUAAAAGAUUCACCCGAAAGCCAAACGUGGUAAAACAUAUGACAAUACACACUGGUGAAAAACCCUAUAGUUGCUCAACUUGUGGUAAAACAUUCUCUCAUAAGCCCCACAUAGUAUCACACAUGCGAAUACACACAGGAGAAAAACCAUUUUGUUGCUCAAUUUGUGGUAAAAGAUUCGCUCUCAAGUCAAACAUGGUAAAACACAUGAGAACACACACAGGAGAAAAGCCUUUCAGUUGCUCAACUUGUGAUAAAACAUUCUCUCAUAAGCCACACAUGGUAUCACACAUGCGAACACACACAGGAGAAAAACCCUUUUGCUGCUCAAUUUGUGGUAAAACAUUCACCUCAAAUUCAAACAAGAUAAAACACAUGAGGACACACACAGGAGAAAAACAUUUCAGUUGCUCGUUGUGUGAUAAAACAUUUUCUCUCAAGUCACACAUGGUAUCGCACAUGAUAGCACACACGGGAGAGAAACUGUUCAGAUGUUCAGUUUGUGGUGGAAGCUAUGCUCAGAAAAAAAGUUUGGUUGUGCACAUGCGGACACACAACAAAGGAGAAUAAAUGUUUUAAAGUAGUUAACCCCCCCCCCCCCCCCCCAACACAGCACCAUCUGAAGCAGUAUUGUUUUCAUUGAACUUUAUUCUUCUGACUAGCUGUAAAUACAGUAAUCCCUAAUUUAUCGCGGGUCUUACGUUCCAGAAACCCCUCGCAAAUAAAUGAAAUCUGCGAAAUAGUGUCAAGUUAUUCAUUGUAUUAUAGAAAUGUAUAUCUUUCAUGUAGCUGCACGGUGGACGACUGGUUCGAGGGUCUCCCUCACAGUUCUGAGGACCGGGGUUCAAUCCCCGGCCUCGCCUGUGUGGAGUUUGCAUGUUCUCCCCGUGCCUGUGUGGGUUUUCUCCGGGCGCUCCGGCAUUGAAUAAUAUACAUGAAACCUCCAUCCAUCCAUUUUCUGAGCCGCUUAUCCUCACAAGGGUCACGGGAGUGCUGGAGCCUAUCCCAGCUAUCAUCGGGCAGGGUACACCCUAAACUGUUUGCCAGCCAAUCGCAGGCCACAUACAAACAAACAACCAUUCACACUCACAAUCACACCUACGGGCAAUUUAGAGUUGUCAAUUAACCUACCAUGCAUGUUUUUGGGAUGUGGGAGGAAACCCACGUAGACACGGGGAAAACAUGCAAACUCCACACAGGCGAGGCCAGAUUUGAACCCCAGGUCCUCAGAACUCUGGGGCAGAUGGGCUAACCACUGGCGCAGGUUUCAUAUUCUGCAAAGAAUAAUAGCCCAUUUGUCCUUAUGUAAAUCAUGGCUGCUACAUUAAAAUCUUAUAGACAAUAAUGCUAACUGUAUCAGAGAUGUGCAGGUGAGUAAAUGCACAUCAGUGACUUAAAGAAAAAAUGUCUGUGAUACACUGAAUCUGCUAUAAGUGAACCGCAAUAUAGUGAGGGAUUACUCUACUCUGUUUUGCUGUUUUCACUUUGAAGCAGGGUCACCAAAAUGUCCGGGGCACCAGGUAGCCACCUAGCUCACUAUGGUGGGACAUUGUGAUUUCCUAGGAAUUGUCUUAGGAGUGAAAGUUUGAAAAUGUAAACACAUGCAGUUUUGCAUAUUGAUAUUUAUGUGUUUAUUACCUUGAAAUCAUGAACAUGGUCUGUGUCUUCACAUAUAUGAUUAUCCUUAAUUAUUGAGAGAGUUUGCAGUUUAAAAAUUAUUAUUUU